GCGUGGGUCUCCUUCUCUCUCAUUAGAUAUUGGCUAUGGUGAGACGUAGACGCCACGUGGAAAGCGAUGGUAAGGCUGUCCUCGUGGCCAUGACCAUGGGGCGAGAGGUCUCCCGAUUGGUAUCCUUCGCGCUGGUCAUAGUGUGCUUAUGCACUUCCAGCAUAGAGAGUCGAAGCGACAUCGUUGGACCGUCGAGCGGCGAAGGCAGAGGAGGAGGAGGAGGAGGAGAAGACGUGGGAGGAGGAGGAGGAGGAGGAGGAGGAGACGGAGGAGGAGGGGGAGGAGGUGGAGGAGGAGGAGGAGGAGGAGGCAGACGAGCAGAGUGUUUAUGCACUUCCGGCAUAGAGAGUCGAAGCGGCACCGUCGGACCGUCAAGCGGAGAACGGAGAGGAGGAGGAGGAGGUGGAGGAGGAGGCAGACGAUCAGAUAGAGUAGGAGAGGGAGUGGGAAGAGGACGUGGAGCAAGUGAGCGGCAGGCAGUGUCGUCUUCAGCACGGCGAGAGUUCGGUUUGCCGCGAAUCCUUCCCACUCGCUGGCGACCUGGGAAGAGAUCUGGAAGCAGGUCCCUUCAGUGGCUCGCAACGCCAACGAAUCUAACUGUUCGUCGCGAUGAGCCACUCUUUGUAAAGAGCAGCGCUGACACUGUGCUAAGGCAAUGGCCAGCUUAUCCUUUCGACGUCCUCCUGCGCGGGAGUCAGCUGUGUGUCUCUACCAUCCAAAGCAUGGUGCUUGCUCGGAAUGAGACGGUUCUAUAUUACGUGCUUGAGGAGGUUUGUGUGGAGAACACCACCACACAGGCAGUCGUGACCAAACUACGCAUGUCGAUUAGGAAGGCUAAUCUCGGCGCACGCCAGCGGGGCGCGGCAGUAGGGGGAGGAGAGGUGCUGAGUUACUGGUGGCCGGCCAGCUCCCCGAGCGGACAGGCACCUCCGUCGUCCGCCAUCGCCGAUCCCCGGAAUCAAGCGGCGGAGGCCAUGGCUUACGUGGCGGGCCUCGAGCUGACGAAGUCGGGCACCCACCUUGUUGUGUGCACCUACUCGAACGCCAGCAAAUCGACGAUCACCUUCCUGGAUGUUACACGUGGCAACAGGCUGGCGCUCAAGACCGAUGCGAACAAUCUCAGAGCUGUCGCGAUUGAUCCGAGCAAGGGCUACCUGUAUGCUGGAGAUGAAACCGAACCCUUGAGUAUUCUCUCGGUCUUGAUGCCGCCUGGCGAUGGCGGCGGCGGCGUUCCCGGUGGGAAUAUAACGGAUUUCAUGACGGUGAAGACGUUCCCGAAGGGUCGGGAUCCCAACGUAUCGGAUAUGCGAUUCACCGGGCGCAGCUUCGAUCCCGAGGGGAGGUGCGUGUACUUCACCGACGGUGUCGGCAAUCAACUCUGGAGCUUGGAUCUCGACUCUUCUCCGGGAACCGUGACCAACGUGUGCGGGUCGGGCGGGAGCGGAGGGCAGGAUGGCGACGCCUCCGCGGCGUCGUUCAACAGUCCCACGGAGCCCGUCGUUACUAGCGACGGUUGCAAUCUCUUCGUCGCGCAGUCUGGCGGGGCGCUGCGCUGGAUUGCGCUCGAGUCGCCGUGCGGAAGAGCGCGCACAGUGAGUACUGUGGGGAGAAUUGGCGGGGUCGGAAUCCGAUCUCUAGCCUUCUAUUUCAACGGCUCCGUUGGGAGCCUGUACCUGGGCUCGAACGACGGUAAGGUGCUUAGGCUAGAGGUGAACAUGAGCGCGUUGCACGUGUGUGACUCCGAUCCCCCGACGGCGGCAAACAGCCUUAGCUCCCCCUCCGCGGGAAUGUCGCGCUCGAGCUCCGACACACCAGUCGAGAUCGAUCAGUCUCGCGAUAACAGGUCAGGCCUCAAGGCGAUUGCGAUCCUUGUCCCGAUCGCCGGUGUCGCGAUCCUCGCUGUCGUGGUUGGAGGCGUCUUCUUCGUGCGCUGUCGUAGGCGGCACGGCCCGCGGUCGUCGUGCUCGGCCACGCUCUCCUUCAUCGUCAAAUCAACGGUCGGCGGAGGCUGCGGGCAGGACGGCGGGCUGCAGCUCCCCACCGCGCGCGAGUUCUCGCUCGCGCAAGUCGCCGCUUGCACGCGCAAUUUCGAACCCCAUCAUCUCAUCAGCGGGUACAAGGGGGCGUUCGGGGAGUCGUACUGGGGGAGGAUUGGAAACCGACACGCUGCUAUGAAGGUCAUACAUGGCUUCCUGACGUCUCCUAAGCGGCGGCAGUUCGUGUCGGAGGUGAAUGCCCUCAGCCGUCUCUAUCACCCAAACCUCGUCGAGCUCAUAGGCUACUCUCAGGCGGGGAACAGAUCCGUCCUGGUCUAUCAGUUCUUCACGGGGGGCAGCUUGCAUGUCCGCCUGCACGACAGGGCGGGGAUGCGCGGGGGACAGGCUCCCCUUCCGCCGCUGACGCUGAGCGAGCGGGUGUCCAUCGCUUCCCAGAUCGCUAGCGGGCUGAGCUAUCUUCAUCAUGUGGCAGAUCCGCCGGUCAUCCAUGGGGAUGUCAAGAGCAGCAACGUUCUCUUGACUGGAGGAUCUGAGGAGAAUCUUUACGCCGCCCUCUCCGAUUUCGGAUUGACUACAAUCCGGGAGCAUGUAUUUGGAGCGACGCAGGAGACUGUUGUGGCGACGGCGUGCGACGCUGGCACGCACGGCUAUAUGGCGCCGGAGUACUUAAAAGGAGGUGUCUGGACAAGGAAGAGCGACGUGUACGGUUUCGGGGUCAUCGUGCUCGAGCUGCUGAGUGGAAGGAAGGCGGUGACACCGCGAGAUUCAUCUUCGGGAGGAGGGUGGGUGACGAUCGUUGAUUUGGUCAAUGAGCUUACUGAGCGUCCGCAGCUCGAUCUCGCAUGGGCCAUGUUGGAUGAUUACCUGCGGGCGGACGUCGCGAGCAGCCUUGCAAACGCGCUCUUAGUGCGGGAGCUGUUCUGUUUGGCAAAAGAUUGCGUUCAGGAAUCCGAAGAGAGCAGGCCGGCGAUGGACGCCAUCCUUCAGAUGAUCGGGAACAUCGUUACAAAAGCGGCAAGCCCAUUCCGCAGCUAAGUGUUUGUUUGUGUGUGUGUGUGUGUGUGUGUGUGUGUGUGUGUGUGUGUGUGUGUGUGUGUGUG
Molecule: messenger RNA, 3097 nt
Organism: Chara braunii
Lineage: Eukaryota; Viridiplantae; Streptophyta; Charophyceae; Charales; Characeae
Source: the annotation of a GenBank genome assembly